Molecule: messenger RNA, 816 nt
Organism: Helobdella robusta
Lineage: Eukaryota; Metazoa; Annelida; Clitellata; Rhynchobdellida; Glossiphoniidae
Exons: 2
Coding region: 1-816 (271 amino acids)
Source: RefSeq, a predicted model, not a curated record
AUGUCGAUCAAAGGAUGUCAAUGUGCUAGAAAUAUGGAAGAUAAAGACGCAAUUCAGUGCUUUCAAUGUCAACUUGCUUUUCACCAAGACUGUGUCGGAAUAAGUAAAUCAGCUUUCAAGGUUAUCAGUUCCGUGUCCAAUAUUAAGUGGUAUUGUGAUGAAUGCAUGAAACUACUUCCUGAUGUAAAGAGCGAACUUGAAGCUAUCAAAAGUUUAAUUCAGAGAAAUGUUGAUGGGGCGGAAAGAUUCGGUGGCACAGAUUUGAGUACCGAGCUGUGUAACCUUAAAAACGAUUUGAACAAAAGUUUUGCUGAUGCUGUCCGAUGCGAAGUGAAGAAAAAUAUUGAACUAGUUAAUGAUGAGGUAAAAAGUGUUCAAAAAACUUUAACCAAUGCAAAUGACAUGAAAGAAAGAGAGAAUAACAUAAUGAUGUUCAAUUUGCAAGAAACUGAUGAUGAUAAAGAUAGAGUCAAAGGAAUUAUUAAAAAGUUAUCCAGUGAAGUCAAGGAUCAGGAUAUUAAAAGAAUUGUUAGACUGGGUCCAAAAGCUGAAACUAAAAUUAGACCGGUGCUGAUUGAAAUGAGGAGUUGUGCAAUUAAAGAUUUAGUCUUAAAAAAUUCCUUUAAAUUAAAAACUAUGCAUGAAGAUCUUGAUAAAGUAUGGAUCAGUCAUGAUUUAACAGUUGAUCAGCGUGCCGAGUUAAAAAAACUAAUUGAUGAAGCCAAAUCAAGAAAAAUCUCGUGCCCGGGUUUUUUAUUCAAGGUGAGGGGAACGGUGGGAAGGUGGCGGAUCGUCAAACUCAGAGAGCAUCGGUGA